AUGUCUGAUUGCAACGACGACAACAACAACAACAAUAACAGUUAUAAAAGUAAGUAUAGACUUGGUUCAUCUCCAACUAUUUCCACUUCAAUCAAUUCAGGAAUUAUUAAUCAACAACAUACCUAUUCAAAUGUUAUUGAUAAUGAUUUAAAUAAUAAUGGUACUACUGAUAAAUCAACUUCAUCAAUUAUUUCAUCUAGUACCAAUGAUAUUGGUAGACUUUUAUCAUGUAUAACAUCAAAUGGAAAUUGUUAUGCAACAUUUACUUCUACUCAUCUUACACAAUUUUCUGAUGAUGUAGGAAAUGAACUGUCUAUUCAUCAUCACCAACAACAACAGCAGCAGCCGCAGCCGCCACAGCAGCCACAACAACAACAAAAACAAGAAUCACCCGGUGGAAAUAAUUCAUCUACAAAUUUAUUAUGUAAUUUCAGAAUUAAAUGUGAAGCUGAUAGUAGUGGUUUUUCACCGACUAGCAAUUUAUCUGGACAAUCUGCGCCAACUUCUAAUAAAACAUCCUAUGAAGUGAUAUGUAAUAAUAAACCAAGCGCCACUAAUUCUUCUACAUUUGAAUCUUUCUCAGGGAAAAGUGAAUCAUUUGAAGAACAUGAAUUAAUUGAUGAACAAUUUGUUGAAAAUUCACGACUUGUUGUUCAAACAAGUGGAUCUUUACGAUCACAUUCACAUAGUAAUAAUAAUAAUAAUAAUAAUAAUAAUAAUAAUAAUAAUAAUAAUAAUGGUGAUAAUGAUACAAAUGAAUCAAUUUUAUCUCAAUCAACAAGAUAUAUACCAUAUUCAUCAGUAAAUCUAUUAACACUACCUCAAACUAAUUUAAGUAAUUCUUUCCAUUCAGACCAUGCUCUUAAUUCAGGAUGCAAUAAUCGAAUAUUGACUAAUUCUCCAAUUCAUAUUUCAUCCCAGAAUCGAUUAGAUAAUGAUAAUGCAAGUGUAAAUUCUCCAUCAGAUUUUACAUCUGAUACACUUAGUUUUAUUGAUACAUCAUCAACAUGUGUAAAUACAUUUGAUGCAAAUGAACGUAUGCUUACAGGGACACUUGAUUUUUCUUGUUUCUUUCCUAAUACAUCAUGUAAUCCACUACUGACAAAACGUUUCACUUCUAAUGGUCAUACACCAUGCACUGGUUAUGGUGUAACUGAUCAAUCUGAUUCAAAAGUUCUAAUCGGUCUUAGUCCUUUGUCGAAAUCACAUCGUUUAUGUUAUCCACAUGAUGGAUAUGAAUCAUUGAAAAGUGACUUCAAAGAACAUUCAAAUAUAAAUAAUAACAAUAAUAAUAAUAAUAACAAUACUAUUGACAGAACUCAGCCAAAUCCUUCACCGAAUCGACUUAAAAAUAUCCUAAACAAUGCAUUAUAUGAUCGUACUAAUAAUAGCAACAACAACAAUGGAUCUAAUACAAUUCCAACAUCUAUAUCUUGUAAUAAUAAUAAUAAUAAUAAUGAUGAAGCAGUGAAUUUAAUUACUGAUUCAGCUCAAAAAGAUUUUUUUCAUUGUAAUGAAGUAGUUCAAUUACCAGGAUUUAGUAGUCCUGAAUCAGCUUUCUAUCAAUAUCAAAAUAGAAUGGAAGGACAAAAAUGUCAAGUAUGUGGUGAAUUAGCAGCUGGUUUUCAUCAUGGUGCAUAUGUAUGUGAAGCUUGUAAAAAAUUUUUCAUGCGUCAUUCAAUGGCUGAUACCAAACCGACAAAUGUUUGUCCAACUGGCGGUAAUUGUAUCGUAGCCAAAGGUAGUCGUGGCAAAUGUCAAAUUUGUCGUUAUCGUAAAUGUUUAUUAGUUGGAAUGAAAAUGAAAGAUCCUGAAACUCAGUCAGAAAUUGAUAUUUCCAGUAUUCCUUGUCGAGUAUGCGGUGGUAGAUCGUCUGGAUUUCAUUUUGGUGCAUUAACAUGUGAAGGAUGUAAAGGAUUCUUUCGUCGUACUGAAGGCUCAUCGAAUUCAUUAGUUUGUGUAGGUGGUCAAAAUGCUUGUACUAUAACUCCUCGAAGUCGAAAUGCAUGUAAAAGUUGUCGUUUUCGCCGGUGUAUAGCUGCAGGAAUGUCUAAAAAAGGUAGUCGAAUUGGUCGUCAACCAAAUGCUGUGAAAUUUCAUUGUGCCAUUGAAAUUAAACAAUUACAAGCUAUACGUGGUAAUUCCUCGAAUUCCACAGAUGGAUUAUCAUCACCAAAUCAAAAUUCCACUGGUUGUUCAUCAUCAUUCAAUCAAUAUAAUCUGAUUGGAGCUGGAGGAGUCGGUAGUGUGGCGAUUGGCCAUAAUACCAGUAAUAAUAAUAAUCAUCAUCAACAACAUGAUAAGAUGAAUUCUAAUUACAAUCCCACUCUUAUCACUCCAUCAUCAUUGAACGAUUGUAGAUCAUCAUUAUCAUCGUCCAUAACGACGACAACGACGACGACCACCACUUCAACAACAACAAACCAACCGCCAUUAUCUUUACUAUUCUUUCUACCAUCGAACUCUAUGUCAAAUCAUCAUAAUCAUCAAUUAACAGCCGCAUUAAAUAAUGAUGAUUUAAAGUGUACACAAUUAUCAUCAGUGUGUUAUGCCAAUAAUCACGACGGUGGUGGUGGUGGUGGUGAUGAUAAUGAUGAGGACGAGGAUGUUGAUGAUCGUGAUGAUGACGAUGAUGUGGAUGAUGAUGAAAUGCAUUCGAAUAAAUCUGAUUACAAUUUAGAAUCGGAUGCUUCUUCAUUGUCGAAUAACUUGAAAUUACAAAUCUAUAAACAUAUGCAUAUGAGAUCAUCACCACUUAUUGACUCUUCACAAUUGAUUCGUCACUAUUCCAAUGGUACAUCUAGCCUAUAUGAUGCAUUAGGACGACAUGCUUUAAAUAGUGACGAUGAAUCAUCGGUCACAAUAAACGAUGCUAGAAAUAAUUCACAUCCAGUGUGUAGUAUUAGUAGUAGUAGUAAUAAUAAUUCCAAUCAUGACGAUAUGAUUGAUCCGAACUCAGGUUGUAAAUCAAUCAAUUCUAUUAUUCCAUUGCAUCAAUCCGAAUCGGUGACAUUUUGUACAUCUCGUCUAUUGAAUAGUAAUAAUAAAUUGUUAUCUUUUUACUCUCAGGAACAACAACAACAACAUUUACAAACAUUACCUCUUCAAAAUAAUAAUAUCAAUUUUUCUAUAUCUUCUACCUCUUCUCCACCGCCUACUCCUAUUACUACUACUACUACCGCUUCCCCUUCCUUGUGUUCAUCAUCGUCAUCCUCCUCCUCCUCUUCUUUGUCACAACCUUUCUCUUCAAAUCUAUUUCAGGUGCAAACAUGUAAAUCGAGUAUGUUACAUUCAGACAAUGAAUUUGUUCAUAAUAAAUUGAAAUUAUCUACUGUUAGUUCUUCAACUUUCACUACUACUACUACUACUACCACUACCACUACUCCUACUGCUACUCGUACUCCUACUUCCUCCCCAACUCCGACAUCAACAUCAAUUCACGCAAAUACAUCAGACACACCGAUAAUAAAUAAAAUAAAUUUAAAUUAUCAAAAUUUUAUUAGUUUUGAUGAUCCAUCCUUUUGGGAAGAUGCAGAAGAUAGUUUACCAUCAAUUGAUGUAACUCCAGAAGCAAUUGCACAAUUCACUGAUGGUAUGCGUACAGCUACUGAAUUUCUACGAUUACCGAAUGCAUAUUUCAAAACACGUUUUCGUAUGACAUCUAUACCAUUUGAACAUCAAGAUAAUAUCAAUCAAGUAUGGGGUCAUAUGAUGAAUCAUUUUCAUAUGCAUGCACAACAAGUUGUACAAUUCGCUAAACUUGUACCUGGUUUUAAUCAAUUAGGCAUAACAGCUAGAAGUAAUUUAGUGCGUGAAUCAAUGUAUUCUGUCCUAUUAUUACUUCUUAGUCGUGAUUAUUGUCCCGAAACCGAUGAAUAUAAUUAUUUUGAUUUUCCAGCUAAAGAACGUGAAGUGAUUAUGCGACAUUUUCCUACAUUUCAACGUAUCACAGAGCAUUUACGUGUAUCCGGACGAAUAAUGCAUCAUUUAAAUUUAAGUUUACCAGAAUUAUCAUUAUCAUGUGCUGCAGAAAUAUUACGAAAUUAUUGUAUACUUGAAGAGCCUACAGCAAAAAGUACCGCUGAAUUAUUUGUAUUGUCACAUUAUAGUCUGUUAAAUUGUAUGGCAAAACAUUCUGUCUCGACUAUUGUAUCAUUUCAACAAAGACGAACUCAACUAUUCGCUCUUAGAAAAAUGAUACGAGUUAUGGACAAGGAACAUCAUGAAAUUUUAGCAGAUUUAAGAGUUCUACGAUCGGACCUCCGAUUCCCUGAAUUAUAUGUGGAAAUGUUCCAAUUAGCUGAUAGUGCAUCCGCUUUAUUCUCAGCAUCGGCUCAAGCUGUUACAUUAGCUUGUUCUGGUGUACUCCACUCGUCAUUGGUAUCAUUUCAAAAUUCUCAAUUAACAACAUCCAAUGCAUCCUUGAACAACGCCAACUGCGACACCAAUAAUAAUCAGUCUUAUUUGAAUGUGAAUAAAUCAACUGAGCCACCAAUCACUAGUAAUAAUAAUAAUUUUAUUCUAUCAGUUGAUCGAUGGGAUGCCGGUCGACUUGCUGCUCUAUCUGUCCCAGCAGCGGCCGCGGCAGCUGCUGCAGCAGUUGUCGCAUUCACUGAACAAACAUCCACAUGUCAAAAUAAUACUCACAGUAAUCAAUCACUACUACUUCAAUCACUACCUAAUAAUUGUCAAUUAUCAUCAUCAACAUGUGCAUUUUCUCAAUUGUCCUCGACCGGUUCAACAACUAUGCUUGUUGACACAUCGUCAUCGCCGGCGUCGGCGUCAUUGUCAUCAUCAGCUAAUAAUAAUAAUAAUAAUAAUAAUAAUAAUAAUAAUAAUAAUAAUAAUAGUAGUAGUAGUCUUCGUUCAUGUCAGAAACGACCAAAAAACGAUGAUGUCAAUCAUCAACAUCAUCAUCAUCAUCAUCAUUUGGACAAUAAUAACAAUACCAUUGCUUUUAUCACCACUCCUACUCCUACUCCUAUCAAUGUAUCAUCGUCUUUUUUAUUUCCUACUCAUCAGUUGCAUCCUCAUCAUCAUCAACAUCAGCAGCAGCCACAUUCUUGA
This is a messenger RNA of Schistosoma turkestanicum, 5067 nucleotides long. The record is from the annotation of a GenBank genome assembly. NCBI's taxonomy places the organism in Eukaryota, Metazoa, Platyhelminthes, Trematoda, Strigeidida, Schistosomatidae.